Messenger RNA from Equus caballus (horse), 6081 nucleotides. It is a transcript of the gene KCNT1, whose product is annotated as potassium sodium-activated channel subfamily T member 1. Gene Ontology annotation, biological process: potassium ion transmembrane transport. Lineage: Eukaryota; Metazoa; Chordata; Mammalia; Perissodactyla; Equidae. The record is from RefSeq and is a predicted model, not a curated record. Gene Ontology annotation, molecular function: intracellular sodium-activated potassium channel activity; outward rectifier potassium channel activity. Gene Ontology annotation, cellular component: plasma membrane.
CUGGGUGGGGCCUCAGGGAAUGUGCCUGCCCUUCCCGGCUUGAGGAAGAGAAGGGUUUUGUGGCACCUGUCUGCCCGCGUGGACCUCAUGCCCCAGGCAGCUGGGCGCCGGGGACGGCGUGCUCCUGGACACCGCCAGCCUCAAGAUGAGCGACCUGGACUCGGAGGUGCUGCCCUUGCCGCCGCGGUACCGCUUCCGGGACCUGCUGCUGGGCGACCAGUCCUUCCAGACCGACGACAGGGUCCAGGUGGAGUUCUACGUCAAUGAGAACACCUUCAAGGAGCGGCUCAAGCUGUUUUUCAUCAAAAACCAAAGAUCCAGCCUGAGGAUCCGGCUGUUCAACUUCUCCCUGAAGCUGCUCACCUGCCUGCUGUACAUUGUCCGGGUCCUGCUGGACGACCCGGCCCUGGGGAUCGGAUGCUGGGGCUGCCCGAAGCAGAAUUACACCUUCAAUGAAUCAUCCUCCGAGAUCAAUUGGGCGCCCAUCCUGUGGGUGGAGAGGAAGAUGGCUCUGUGGGCGAUUCAGGUCAUCGUGGCCAUAAUAAGUUUCCUGGAGACGAUGCUGCUCAUUUACCUCAGCUACAAAGGCAACAUCUGGGAGCAGGUCUUCCGCGUCUCCUUCGUGCUGGAGAUGAUCAACACGCUGCCCUUCAUCAUCACGAUAUUCUGGGCGCCACUGCGGAACCUGUUCAUCCCCGUGUUUCUGAACUGCUGGCUGGCCAAGCACGCCCUGGAGAACAUGAUCAACGACUUCCACCGCGCCAUCCUGCGGACGCAGUCGGCCAUGUUCAACCAGGUGCUCAUCCUCUUCUGCACCCUGCUAUGCCUGGUCUUCACGGGGACCUGCGGCAUCCAGCACCUGGAGCGAGCCGGUGAGAACCUGUCCCUCCUGACAUCCUUCUACUUCUGCAUCGUCACCUUCUCCACCGUGGGCUACGGCGAUGUCACGCCCAAGAUCUGGCCGUCCCAGCUGCUGGUGGUCAUCAUGAUCUGUGUGGCCCUUGUGGUGCUCCCGCUGCAGUUUGAGGAGCUCGUCUACCUGUGGAUGGAGCGGCAGAAGUCAGGGGGCAACUACAGCCGCCACCGGGCCCAGACGGAGAAGCACGUGAUCCUGUGCGUCAGCUCGCUCAAGAUCGACCUGCUCAUGGACUUCCUCAACGAGUUCUACGCCCACCCCCGGCUCCAGGACUAUUACGUGGUCAUCCUGUGCCCCACCGAGAUGGACGUCCAGGUCCGCAGGGUCUUGCAGAUCCCACUGUGGUCCCAGCGGGUCAUCUACCUCCAGGGCUCAGCGCUCAAGGACCAGGACCUCAUGCGGGCCAAGAUGGACAACGGGGAGGCCUGCUUCAUCCUCAGCAGCCGGAACGAGGUGGAUCGCACGGCGGCAGACCACCAGACCAUCCUGCGUGCCUGGGCAGUGAAGGACUUUGCCCCCAACUGCCCCCUCUACGUCCAGAUCCUCAAGCCCGAGAACAAGUUUCACGUCAAGUUUGCAGACCACGUGGUGUGUGAGGAGGAGUGCAAGUAUGCCAUGCUGGCCCUGAACUGCAUCUGCCCGGCCACAUCCACCCUCAUCACCCUGCUGGUGCACACGUCCCGCGGCCAGGAAGGCCAGGAGUCGCCGGAGCAGUGGCAGCGCAUGUACGGACGCUGCUCGGGCAACGAGGUGUACCACAUCCGCAUGGGCGACAGCAAGUUCUUCCGCGAGUACGAGGGCAAGAGUUUCACCUACGCCGCCUUCCAUGCGCACAAGAAGUACGGCGUGUGCCUCAUCGGGCUGAAGCGGGAGGAGACGAAGAGCAUCCUGCUGAACCCGGGGCCCCGGCACAUCCUGGCUGCCUCCGACACCUGCUUCUACAUCAACAUCACCAAGGAGGAGAACUCCGCCUUCAUCUUCAAGCAGGAGGAGAAGCAGAAGAGGAAGGGCUUCUCGGGGCAGGGCCUAUACGAGGGGUCCUCCCGCCUGCCCGUGCACAGCAUCAUCGCCUCCAUGGGGACAGUGGCCAUGGACCUCCAGAACACAGAGUGCCGGCCACCACAGAGCAGCAGGGGCAGUGGGGGUGGAAAGCUGGCACUGCCCACAGAGAAUGGCUCGAGUAGCCGGCGGCCCAGCAUCGCACCUGUCCUGGAGCUGGCCGACAGCUCGGCCCUGCUGCCCUGUGACCUGCUGAGUGACCAGUCGGAGGACGAGAUGACGCCGUCAGACGAUGAGGGGCUGUCCGUGGUGGAGUACGUGAAGGGCUACCCCCCCAACUCGCCCUACAUCGGGAGCUCACCCACCCUGUGUCACCUCCUGCCCGUGAAAGCCCCCUUCUGCUGCCUGCGGCUGGACAAGGGCUGCAAGCACAACAGCUACGAGGACGCCAAGGCUUACGGCUUCAAGAACAAGCUCAUCAUCGUCUCGGCGGAGACAGCAGGCAACGGGCUCUACAACUUCAUUGUGCCACUGCGGGCCUACUACCGCUCCCGCAAGGAGCUCAACCCCAUCGUGCUGCUGCUGGACAACAAGCCUGACCACCACUUCCUGGAGGCCAUCUGCUGCUUCCCCAUGGUCUACUACAUGGAGGGCUCCGUGGACAACCUGGACAGCCUGCUGCAGAGCGGCAUCAUCUACGCCGACAACCUGGUGGUGGUGGACAAGGAGAGCACCAUGAGUGCCGAGGAGGACUACAUGGCCGACGCCAAGACCAUCGUCAACGUGCAGACCAUGUUCCGGCUCUUCCCCAGCCUCAGCAUCACCACGGAGCUCACUCACCCGUCCAACAUGCGGUUCAUGCAGUUCCGCGCCAAGGACAGCUACUCUCUGGCUCUUUCUAAAUUGGAAAAGAGGGAGCGGGAGAACGGCUCCAACCUGGCCUUCAUGUUCCGCCUGCCCUUCGCCGCCGGGCGCGUCUUCAGCAUCAGCAUGUUGGACACGUUGCUCUAUCAGUCCUUCGUGAAGGACUACAUGAUCCCCAUCACCAGACUGCUGCUGGGCCUCGACACCACGCCGGGCUCCGGCUACCUGUGUGCAAUGAAAAUCUCCGAGGACGACCUGUGGAUCCGCACGUACGGCCGCCUCUUCCAGAAGCUGUGCUCCUCCAGUGCUGAGAUCCCCAUCGGCAUCUACAGGACCGAGUGCCACGUCUUCUCCACCUCGGAGCCCCACGACCUCAGAGCCCAGUCGCAGGUCUCGGUGAGCGUGGAGGACUGCGAGGACACGCGGGAAGCCAAGGGGCCCUGGGGCGCGCGGGCGGGCCCCGGCGGAGGUAGCGCGCACGGCCGGCACGGGGGCGGCGGCGACCCGGCCGAGCACCCGCUGCUGCGGCGCAAGAGCCUGCAGUGGGCGCGGAGGCUGAGCCGCAAGAGCCCCAAGCCCGCGGGCAAGGCGGAGGCCGCCGAGUGGAUCAGCCAGCAGCGGCUCAGCCUGUACCGGCGCUCCGAGCGGCAGGAGCUCUCCGAGCUGGUCAAGAACCGCAUGAAGCACCUGGGGCUGCCCACCACCGGCUACGAGGAUGUAGCAAAUUUAACAGCCAGUGAUGUCAUGAAUCGGGUAAACCUGGGAUAUUUGCAAGAUGAGAUGAAUGACCACCAGAACACCCUCUCCUAUGUUCUCAUCAACCCCCCACCUGACACGAGGCUGGAGCCCAACGACAUCGUGUAUCUCAUCCGCUCCGACCCCCUGGCCCACGUGGCCAGCAGCUCCCAGAGCCGGAAGAACAGCUGCAGCAACAAGCUGGCCUCCUGCAACCCCGAGACCCGAGACGAGACGCAGCUCUGAGCCAGCCCUGCACGGAGCCCCCACCCUGGAGCAGACCUCGUGCCCGCCCCCGCCGGCAUGCGGCGUGAUGCAUGGAGCCUGCAGGGCCCUCAUGCCAGCCUGGCCCUCCCUGCAGCGCUGGCCCGGCCCCCCCACCCUGGGCAAAGCUGCUCCCGAAACUUGACAGAGAGAGGAGACCGAGCACCACUGGCAGGAAGCCUUUUUUAACCUGUUUUUUACAAAUCUAUACAAUCUAUGUCUCUUUACACAUAUGUACCGCAACUCGUGACCAGGUCUGGCUGAGGUGGAGGGAGGGCUGCAUGGGGAGGGGACAAGCCCUGGGCCAGAGUCCUGGGCCCCAACAUGCACAUGCACACAGACACACCCAGCUCAUGUGGGGAGUGGGGACACAUGGCAUCUGGCGACUCUUGGAGCCCGUGCUUUCACUGCCAUGCCCUCGUGUCUAACUUGAGUCGGGCCGUGCCCACGGCUCUCGUGGGUCCCAGCUGGCCCUGGGCACACAGCUGUGAGCUGUGAGGGGAACCUAUGCUGGUAAGCUCUCCAGAGCCGCACGGCGGGAGAACACCUUCCGGACGGCAAGGCAAGGCCACUCGCUGGGGCCAAGGGCUGGAAGUGUGCCUUGGCAGCCCCGGCCUGUGAGGAGGGCAUGAGGCUGCCACAAGACCCCCGGGGGCCCUGUGACAUGUCAGCAUUCUCACAGCCAGUGACCCUGUGGGAAAGAAUCAGAUGUCAUUUCCUCUGUUUUUACACUGAACUUCUGCAGCCGCGGCAUUGGCGGGGCGUCAGGCAGAGGACGGUGCAUUUCCACGGACCAUUGGACACCCCUUUGACCCCGACCUGAAGCCAGCCCCGAGCUGACGCGCUGGCCCACAUCUCUGGAUCGGAGAUUUGUCUCCUCGGCACAAAAGGGGUUCUGGGAGGCCAGCCAUUCAGACUGCUGCCCUGGUUCCUCUAUGACUGUUUGUGACAGGUUUUGCACAGUCAGCAUUGGGACCUUCUAUUAAAUAGAUGCAUCCUGCAGACAUGAGCAUUGGUUAUAAGGCACCCCCUGUACAGCUUCACACUCCAGGCCUGGGUACACCCCUCCUGUUUGACCCAUUUCAAGGGUUAGAAACACCACCCUCUAACCCCACAUGGGCAAGCCCCUGGUGCGCCGAGAAAAGCCACUGGUUUGGGCACACCUGAUAGCAGGGCCCUCCUGGAAUGGGAAAGCAAGUCCUAGGUGGCCGUCUGGUGAUUGGGUCCUGGUGGCAGGGAAGCAUGGCUGUCGGGGGUCGGGGAGUCCAGGAGGGCUCCCUGGCAAGCUGCCUCAGCCCUGGAGCCCAGACGUGCCCCUGGGGUGGGCAUGGAGACCCCAGGCCCUGCCCAGAGUCAUGCGCACUUGUGUGCGUGCAUGCAACUCCCUGACACCACCAGCUGUCGGGGGCCCUGCAUUAGGGGCAGGGCUGCCCCAGGGGACGUGUGCACCACGCCAGCACAAAGUCUCUCGGGUUCCUUUUGUGGGGGAGCUCUUGAGUACCCCAAGGCUGGAAGGGGAGGGAUCCAUGCAGCUGCCAGGGCAGGGUGGCAUGGGACGACGGCAGCUGGUAGAGGGGCCUCCCUGAGGGAGGGACAUGACCCAGGGGUCCCCCUCUCCUUCCAGCGCCCUGGCCACAGGUCCAGUUUGUCCCCUGACCUGGCCACCUGGGACCCUCCCACUCAGAAAAAGCGUGUCUACAAGCACUUGGUGUGGGGCGUUGGGGACAGGCUAGCCAUGGUGGUCAGGAAGGGGCUGCUGAUCAAAGUGGGGAAACCCCAGGGCCCUUGGAGUGACAGGCUGUCGACGUGGGCCAGGGUGGCCUCUGGGGACCAGGGCCCGUCCCAGUGGGGUGUCAGUGGCUCCCAGGGUCCUGCCAGUGAGGGCCCCUCCUCUGCCAUCACCCCGCAGCAGGGGCAUCUCUCCUCUGCGGGCACCCACACCCCAGCUCCCUGAGGGAGGGGCCCCACCUGCCGCUGGGCCGGGGCUCCAUCUAGGUGGGCUGCAGCCCCUCGAAUCCCAAGCUGGGACGACAGCAUCAGAGAGGCAUCCCGGGACGUCACCUGACUUCAGUUUGGGAUUGACAGGACCGGGGGGUGGGGAGCGAGUUUUGCCUCCAGACGGGACGGAAGAAAGGGGUCUGAGCAAAGGCUGAGGCGCUGAGUGCCGGGGUCAGCGCUACCUUGAACGGGCAAAGAUGAGUCUCAGUGUUUUGUGGCAGAAGUUCUCAGACAGAAAAUUUCAAACAUAUGAAACUUCUAUUUUCUUUAUUCCUAAACUAAUAGAAAACUGUUUGCUCAAAAUA